AUGGCAAACUUAUGUAAUGAUCUAAAAGUCUGUGCAGAACACUUACAACAAGGAAACUUAGUAGCUUUUCCAACUGAGACCGUAUACGGUCUAGGCGCAAAUGCUUUAAACGAAGAAGCAGUAAGAAAAAUUUUCCAAGCUAAGAGACGACCUCUUAAUGACCCAGUAAUUGUCCAUGUCAAUUCAAUCCAAGAAGCUUUAAACCUAAUAGACGAAAAUGACCAAGAAAUUCUUAAUACUUACCAAUACCUCGCUUCUCAGUUUUGGCCAGGUCCUUUAACUAUAAUUUGCAAAGCAGGACCUCUGAUUUCUCCAGUCCUAACAGCAAACACAGGUUUUGUAGGAAUUCGAUCACCAAGACACCCUUUAGCCCAGCAAUUAAUCGCAACCGCUGGAGUCCCAAUCGCAGCACCUAGCGCUAAUUUAUUUUCCCAUGUUUCCCCUACAUCAGCUGGCCAUGUAAUGCAAGAUUUCCAUGACUCUGAUUUUGAUAUAAAAGUUCUUGAUGGAGGAAAAUGCACGUUUGGGAUAGAAUCAACAGUAGCCAAGCUUUAUAGAGAAGAAGACGAGCUAAAAUUGUUAGUAUUGAGGAAAGGAGGGGUUUCAGAAAGAAAUUUAAGCGAAGCUUUGGAGGGGAGAAAUGUAAGAGUAUCAUCAAGACAAAAUUAUUUGGAGCACCAGACUAAUUCUGAAGCUCCAGGACAGCUUAUUAAGCAUUAUUCUCCAAAUAUUGAUACUUAUUUGGUAGUCAAUAAUAGCCAAAAUGAAGGGCAGGAGCUGCAUAAUCUUUCAGAAGCUAUAGUUAUUGAUUACCAUGGACUACUUUCACAUAUAAAUUGUAAAGCCAGAAGAGAAUUAUCUGAAGAAGGGAAAAUUGAUGAAGCUAUCAAUAAUUUGUAUGAGUUAUUGAGAUGAAGCGAAGACCAAAAUGGCAGCUAUGUGUUAAUUCCAGAUUUAAGCCAUAUCACAGAUCAACAUACAGCUGCUUUAUUUGAUAGGAUUUUCAGAGCCACAUCUGGAAGAAAAGUCGUCAUAAGAGACCAAAAUAUUUAUUCUUUAUAA
Blepharisma stoltei is the source of this 1062-nucleotide messenger RNA. The record is from the annotation of a GenBank genome assembly. NCBI's taxonomy places the organism in Eukaryota, Ciliophora, Heterotrichea, Heterotrichida, Blepharismidae.